Molecule: messenger RNA, 1383 nt
Organism: Cyphellophora attinorum
Lineage: Eukaryota; Fungi; Ascomycota; Eurotiomycetes; Chaetothyriales; Cyphellophoraceae
Exons: 2
Coding region: 1-1383 (460 amino acids)
Source: RefSeq, a predicted model, not a curated record
AUGCCAACAGCACACGGCUUUCGCGUCACAGUCGAGACGUUCGACAACGAGACCUUCACAGAGUACGGCACCAAGACUCACCGGGCAUCGGAGCGAACCAUCAGCACCAAGAUCGAGUCUCGAGCAAGUACCAAGUUCCGCAUCCGCAUACAAGCCGUGGGGCCAUUCUCGCUGCCUGAAUCGAACAUUAUCCUUGAGCAAGCAACGUCCUUUUACGCCGCCCGGAUUGUCGAAAACUAUCAGCCUGAUGUUGCUGAACGCCUUAGAUCGCCCCCAUGGGACAUCGAAGCCGCGGUCUUCGUAGAUGGCGAACAGCACGAUUCGAAGAUUCACAAGCUCGAUUUCGAUUGUGAUGCGUUCAGAGAUGGCGCCAUCAUGUCUCACAAAUGUUCGAAGGACGCGAAAGGCAUUUGGCGGCGAUGGAAUUGGAUCUUCAGUGAGGAGGGUGUCGAUGCCAUGCUCAGCCGACUCGACAUCACAUCUUCUUCCUCCCCUCCUACACGGGCCGUGAGUUCCAGCAGGACUAGUCCGCCCGGAAAGCAUGGCACUAUCGAGGUUCAUCUGGCACGAUUCGUUCAGACUAGUAAGGCGUCAACAACCUUCCAGAUGGUGGCGCCAGAUGCUAUGCAAGAAGCGGCAGAAGCACCGGACGAUGGUCGAUGGCCCCUGGCUAAUGGUCCUCACUCUGUGACCCUUGCGAAUGCCGAAGGCAAGAAUGAAGAAUGCUACUACGUCCGUGGUGAUAUGCUGGAUUAUUCCAAACCGUACGCAAAAUUUGUCUUCCAGUACAUGCCUCGCACAAAGCUCAUCAACCUCGGCCUGCUCAACGUUCACAAGCCCUACUUUCCAGCAGCCCUCAGCGCUCUGGAACCGCCCACCUCAGGCAAACGCAAGCGCUCGGUCUCGCUCACCUCAUUGCCCACCCUCGACGCACGAACAGAGUAUUGGGGUCAACUCGUCGUCUACCGCUCAAAGCGCACCAAGGAUGCUGGCUACGACGCCAACCCUGAGCCGAUCAUUCAGGGAGCGAGGUUGAAGUUCUUGGGAGGCGGCCUCAGCAAGCCAAGCAACUCAUUGGCGUUGCGGACCAGAAGUGCAUCAUUAUCAUCAGGUGCGGCAGGGGACGGGGGAAGUCGAGAACUGAGCCGCAUCGAGCUAAUGGCUGAGACAGCAGGCACACAAAGCAUGACUUUGGCAGUAGAGAAGCUGCAUAUCGAGGAAAGUGCGAAGGAUACUCGCCGUGAUGACAUUGCAGGAAAGGGACAUGUAGGCGGAGAAGGUGCGACUGACGUGGACACCAAAACCGAUGAUGAGUUCGUGGCAGGCGCUGCUGACAGCGACGACGAGGACGGCGAGGAGGACAUGGGGAGCUCUAGCGAGUAA